AAGAACAAGCACCAACAAGAACAAGAACAAGAACAGCAACAACAAGAAUAUCAACUGCGUCAAGUGCGACGAUGGCUGCCAUAAAUACGGUAUCCAAAAGCAUACAUCUGCCUCUGACGAAUCUCAGCGCUCAGCGUGUGUUGAUGUGCAGCGCCUCUCUGGGCAGCGAGGGAUCCGUGACACUGCAACUGAGAGAUGCGAGUACCUUGGAGACAGCAGCCGAUAGCACAACACCAACAACAACAUCGACAUCGACAUCAGCAACAGCAGCAAUAACAACAACAGCAACAUCAAAUCCAAUAGCAACAUCGUCAUUGAGCAGCCAAUCAAAUGGCGUCACAGUGCUUGAGACAUCGUCAUCAGCUGCGUCAGGAAUAACGUCAGCAUUGGAGAAUGCUCUGACCGUUGGCUAUCCGGAUCCGGAAAUGCUAGCAGAUGUUUUAGGCACCAUACAGACAGCCUCUCUUAAAAACAAGCAUAGCAACAACAGUAAUAAUAGCAACAACAACACCAGCAUCAAAAGAAGCAAUAACAACAAGAGCAGCAGCACUGCAGCGACAAUUCUGACAAGCUCCGGGAUACAUCUGAAUAGUCCCAAUAAAAUAACGAUAACACGUCGCAGUGCCAGCAACAAGAUUAGCGUACAGACUGUGAGCACAUCGACGAACACAACGAUUAGCAGCAUUGGCGGCAGCAAGACCAACUACAUUAAGAACUGUCUAAUACGAAGCAGCAGCUGCAGCAACACGGCCACCAAUGUUACAACGUUGGCACAGAUUCUGAGCAACAGCAGCACCAGCAGCGCAGCCAGUUUACUCAGUCAGCACAACAACAAUAGCAACUGCAGCAACAGCAGCAACUUUAGCAUCGCAUCCUCUGUGGGCAGCAUUGGCAGCGUCAGCAGCAACACCAGCAACACCAGCAGCAGCAGCAAUUGUAGCAGCAGCAAUAGUAACGAUAGCAACAGCAGCCUCGGUCAAAGCUUAAGCUUCAAGAGCAAUGGUCGAAAUGUUGCUGGCAUAGUUACAGCAUCAACAACAUCCACGAGCACAGCAGCAACUGGCAUUGGCAUUGUCACCGUCGACAACGCGCCCAGAAAGAGUCGACCCAAAUUAUCCUCCCCUACGCGUCACGGACCUCAGCAGUGUCAGAUUUGUAGCAAGAUAUUCGGAAAUGCCUCGGCGUUGGCCAAGCACAAAUUGACGCACAGCGACGAACGGAAAUAUAUUUGUGCGCUCUGCUCGAAGGCAUUCAAGCGGCAAGAUCACUUAAACGGACACAUGAUGACGCAUCGCAACAAGAAGCCUUACGAGUGUCGAGCGGACGGCUGUGGCAAAUCAUAUUGCGAUGCGCGUUCCCUUCGUCGUCAUUCAGAGAAUCACCAUGGAUGCGUGCCGACCAGCGAAUCACUCUCGCCCACGGCCAGCACCAACGGCAACGUCAGCAACGGCAUUAGCAGCUUAACUGGCAGCGGGAGCAGCAAUAGCAGUAGCAACGGCAUCGGCGUUGCCACCAGUUCCCUGAGCCUAUCGCCGGCUACGGCCAGCGGGGAUGCCAGCUCACCGGAUGGCGCCACCUGCAUUCGCACAUAUAUUUCCACUGGUAGCUCCAUUGUGGAUGCGGCCACUGGAAUUGCGCUGUCCGAUGAGCAAAUCAGGGCAAUGAAUUUGCCCAUAAAAACGGGUGUUACUCUACUCUCGCCCACCACAUCGACAUGCUCGACAACAUCUUCCACCGCAUCUUCUAUGUCAUGCUCGUCAUCGGGCAAUGGCAACGGCAGCUCCGUUGUGGCCAGUUCACCCACCAUAACGCUCUGUGAUGGCGCAACGCUGGAGGCCGAGGGACUCACACGCGAGCAACUCGAUCUCAUCAGCAAGAUCAUGCAGCAGACGAAGCAAACCAGUGCCCAGGUCACAGUCUCGUCGCCCACCAGCGUUAGUUCCUAUAAAAUCAAUACGGAAACAGCCCAGGUCUCGGCGCGACCAAGGACCUGGAACAUGCAAUUGCUCAAUAAUGUGCAAAAUGUGACGCUUACAGUGGACGAGGGCACCGAACUGGUUGCCUCCGCAUCAAGCCCACCCGAUGAGGUAAAGGACGAUGAGCUGGGCCAGCAACAGUUAGUUACCGCCAUAAAUCCCCACCUGCUCAACAUUGUGAAGGUCGACAAGCCAGUUGAGUGUAAUCUCUGUCACCGUAAGUUCAAAAAUGUACCCGCACUUAAUGGGCAUAUGCGUCUGCAUGGCGGCUACUUCAAAAAGGAUCCGGAGACGAAGCGCAGCGAGAAGAAGGACUCCGGCGGACCUCCCCUGCAGACGGCCAGCAUUGGAGUGCGUGCCCUUAUCGAGGAGAAGAUUAUAAGCAAGCGAAAGGACAUCAACAAGGGUGCCUUUGCAGUUCCUGCACCACCCAGCAGUGCGGUUAAUAGUGGUGUCGUCAGCUGCAACAAUAACAAUAACAGCAACAUCAGCAGCAGCAACAACAACAACAACAGGAAUUGCAAUCUGCGUCGCUCCAUCAGCGACUUGGAGAGUUUUCUCAGUCCGAAGAGCAACGCGAACUGUAGCCUGAGCCAAGCGUUAGCCACCUCUUGCAGCACCACCACAACCACAGCGGUGCUGCCCGCUGCAACCACCAUUAAGAGCAGCAGUGGUCUAAGCAUUCAACAGAUUGGCCUACCGCAAAGCAUCGAGAUCUUCAGCGGUGGGCAGAGACAGCCGAAAACUUUGAGUUUGGGCAGUGGUGCAAAUACAAUUACGAUAACCACCAACAAUGUGCCUACGACGACGACAAUGAGCGCUCUGUCGGCACUAAAGGGCGCCAGCAGCAUAAACAGUGUCUCUGGCAAUGCGGAUCCCAAGGAUUCCACAUUGAUUGAGCUACUCAAGCGUGGCACAAGGAUUGCCGUCACCUCGAAGAAGGCACAAAACACAAGUACAAAUCUGCUGCUCAGCAAUGCGGCCAACGCCGAACUCAUUGGCAACAGUGUCCAGGCAGCGACUAGUCGUCAGAUUAUCACCAACAACAAUCGCACAGUGAUUAUACCCUCGGAUGUGCAUGUCGUGUCCACAAAGUCCAACAAGGUGAGCAGCAACGGAGCAAGCAAUGCGAACAGUAUCUCUCUGCCGGAUGGCACACCACUCUCCCUGACCAUUGGAGGUAAUCAGGAGAGCAUUGGGCCAAGCAGCAUCUCGGGUGGUGUCAAUGGGGUCUAUGCGGUCACCUACACGACCAAUACGGAUGCUGUUGAUUUAUUUGGCAAUGCCGAGGUGUUUAAUGUCUCGGAUACGGAAAUGCUAUUGCAAACUGUGGACACAAUGGAACUGCUGAACAAUGAGGAAGAGAAUGAGGAUGAGGGGCACAAGCAAAGCGAACAUUCCGAGAACUUUCCGCUGCUCAACAGUGUUGAGGACGAUGUGCUGAUCAAGUUGGAGCCAGAGUCGGGCACACCCAAUACCAAUACCAACACAAACACAAACACCAACCCUAAUCAGACAACAACGCCGUUGCCCACGUUCCAGCAAUUCCAUUCCAAGGAGCUCAUCAUGCAGAACAGCUCGCAGAUUCAGGCGAUUGCCAAUAUGCGAGGAGGUGUUCUCUCAUCACCAUUGCAUUCGCCAUUGGCUUAUCCGACACCGCCGUCCAGUCACGAGAAUGUUGCUCAAUCCUCGCCAUUUAUUGAAGAUGCUGCGGCCCAGUUUGUGGACGCCAACCACACCUUCUUCGGGGAUAAGACAGAUUUCUCGCACGUCUAUUUCAAGACGGAUGACGAUUGCAUGCAGCAUCAGCUCAACGAGAAUGACAAUGAGAAGAUACUCAAGUUAAAGACGGUGCUGGAGGAGAGCGCUUUUGAUGCUUCCAUCAAGGUGGAGGAUCUCUUAAAUGGCACCGAGGAUGAUGCUGAGUGUGAUCUGCGUGAGUUUGCGGAAACUAAUUUGUCGUUUCUCGAUGAGGAUCAGGAAUUCCUGAAUGACUCACGCAAUGCCACCUCACCUCUCUCAGAGUCCUUCUUCACCAGUGGCAUUGGCUCCGCGGAGGAUGUUAAGCAGGUGCUUCGCGAGGUCCUUCCAGAUGAGAAUAUGCAAUUGCAGCUGAGCAGCGAACAGCUGGCUGAGAAUAUCAUCGAUCUCUACUAUUUGCCCGGAUUGGGACUGCAAUCGCAAAUGAUGUCCAACUCGGAUGAUCCGCUCUUGUCCUCUUCUCCCCGAGAUUUUGGCCUGCAGCGUCAGGUGGUCCAUGCGACGACGUCGGCGACCUCAUCGACGGUACCGUCCAUGGACCAGUUGCAAUCUUCCGGGGUCAUGUUUGAGCAACAACAGCAACAAUUGCCGCCUCAACGGCAGCAAGACGAGCAGCAAGAACUGCAACCACAGCAGCAACAGCAACAGUUAGGGAUCGGGCAACAGCCGCAGCAGCAGCAACAGUCGGACUUUAUGCUGUCAAACUUUACGCCCGUGUCCUGUCAAACGCAGUAUUUGGACGCCAAUCAGCAGUCGAUGACUAUGCAGCCACUUAACAAUCUGCUGCAACCAUUACUCUUCGGCAGCAACAAUAACAGCAACAACAACAACCACAGCAUCGACAAGCAACAAGAGUUUGGAACGCUGCUGCAAACAACAAACGGACAAACAUCCGCUCUGGAUGCUAGCCUGAUCUUUGCCUGCGGCGACGGAAUCAAAAGUAAUUCCAACAACAAUAAAUCGCUGAUUGCCAACUUACCCGCAGCAGCUCCAGUGGCGACACCAUCACCCAGCUUUUCCAAUCUGCAACCGUUGUCCAAUCAAACGAAUUCCAUAUUGAAACGUCGCCUGCGCUCAAAUGGUGCACAGGAUGUGCACAAGUUCUCCAAAUUCCAUACGCUAUCGCCACAUCGCUCCAAACUGCGCAAACCCUCGCGCACCCACUACACUCCGGCGCCAAUAUUGAAUCCGGAUCGGAAGGGCACCGGUCUAUAUUACAGUGUACGCAAGCAGCUUGGUCAAAACAUGUUUGAUGCCUUUGACGAUGAUUUCGGUGAUCCUGUGGGCCUGGUGGACUUCUCCGAUGAGUCCAAGGUGAAUCUGGGCUCGACGUAUCAAGCGCAGAUACCCGCCUGCAAGCCACUCGAAGAGGCCAUCAAGGAGACAAUGUGCGCGGACAUGAUGUGGGAUCCUAGCGUACAGAUCGACGAUAAAAUACUGAUGCGCUACAUAGAUCUCAGCAAAUCCUCGGCCGUGCCCAUGGGCAGCCAUUCAGAGGAGGUAGCCCUCCAAGCCCUGCUUGAGGCGAAAGGUAAUUCGGCGGCGGCGGUGUUAACCCUUCUGCAGACGCAGUCCAGCGCAUUCCAAAUGAAAUGGACAGCAUACGAACUGGAGCAGUUUUUACGCGGCCUGGAAAGGCAUGGCAAAGACUUUGGCAAAAUCGCCAGCGAGCUGCUCACCAAGACAUCGGGCGAAUGCGUGCAAAUGUAUUAUUUUUGGAAGAAGCUCUGUGUUGAUUACAAGGUAUCCCACCUGAAAAUGGAGCCAGUUCCGCCCAGCACCCCAGUUGUGGAGCAAAAGCCAUAUGUCUGCGAGAUUGCCGACUGCUCAGCGAGCUUCAGCUCGAAGGCGGCGCUGCACGGUCAUGUUCGCAUACACGCUUAUGGUAGAAAUGCCAGCAACAGCAACAACAACAACAACAACAACAACAAUCAGCAUGCCACGGCAAUUAGUGCCAACAACAGCAACAACCACCAUAGUUCCAGCAACAGCAACAACAACACCAAUAACAGCAACGCAUGCGCGCCCCAGCCUAGCAGCAAUAGCAAUCAAUGCAUCAGUGCAACAAUAACAGCAACAACAACCGUAGCGCACACAAAUGGCAAUAACAGCAGCAACACCAAUACCAAUGCCAACAACAAUAACAGCAACAACAACAACAUGAACAGCAACAUCACCAAUGCAACUGGCACUUCCAUAAACCCAACGUUGCUAUCAGCAGUAGCAACAACAUCGACAGCAACAAAAGACAGCAACAGCAACAAUUCCAAUAUUGCAAAGGACACCGAGUUCCCCUGCAAGGUGUGCGGCAAAGUCUUCAAUAAGGUGAAAAGUCGCAGCGCCCAUAUGAAAACGCAUCGUGUGCAAGAAUCAGAACAAUCAACCAAUUCCAAACAGCAAUCGGCCACCAAUGCAAAUCUGUCUGCUGUUGCCGUGGCAGUGGCACUGGCAGCAGCAUCAGCAUCGGCAUCGGCAGCAGCAGCAGCAUCAGCAGCGUCUGUGGCAUCUACAGCAGCAUCAGCUUCAGCAGCACCCUCUGCAGUAUCGGUUACGGCCUCCACCUCGUCGUAGAUGUGGAUCAUCCGUGCCCAGCAUAGAUUGACAAUCGCGUUAAGCAAGCAGCAAGCAUUGUUUACCAAUCUUAGAAUUAAAUUUUAGUCUUCAAUCAGAACAAAAGCAAAUGAGAAUACAUAAUGUUAAAUGAAACUCAGAGUUGAAUGUAAUGUAUUAAUGUAAGUAAAUGAAUUAUGUAAUUUUGAUGUAUUUAGCAGUUAAUGGCAUUUUUCUCAUACAUACUUUUCACAUGUUUUCUACACGCUCUCCCCUAUCUAUCUAUCUAUCUAUCUAUCAAUCUAUAUAAUUAUCUACUAUCUCUCCUAGCGAACUCUUUGACUUGAUCUGUAGUUAAGGUCUAAGCCAUAAAUUUUACAUACAUACAUAUAACCAUACAUUGAAGCAAGUUCAAAUUGAAUUGUUAUUAACUAUUGUAAGCAAAUGCAAUAUUUGUGUUACAUACUUACAUACAUACAAAACAUAUACCUACCGUAUUUUUAUAGUAGGCGUUUUCUCUCGACUCUCGACUCGACUGUAGUUUUAACAAUUAAUCUAUUAACUAUUAGUAGCGCGUACGUACUGUUAACUACAUGUUUUUCUACUUAAACUAGUUGCAUCACAUUUUACAGAUACUUUACUAGUGCGAUACAUGUUUAGUUUGUAAGAGUUAUGAUCUGUAUCUGUAUGAGUAUAAGGACAUGCAUAAACAUAAUUAU
Molecule: messenger RNA, 7006 nt
Organism: Drosophila grimshawi
Lineage: Eukaryota; Metazoa; Arthropoda; Insecta; Diptera; Drosophilidae
Product: serine-rich adhesin for platelets
Exons: 10
Coding region: 72-6308 (2078 amino acids)
Biological process (GO): regulation of transcription by RNA polymerase II; negative regulation of DNA-templated transcription
Cellular component (GO): transcription regulator complex; histone deacetylase complex
Molecular function (GO): transcription corepressor activity
Source: RefSeq, a predicted model, not a curated record